Molecule: messenger RNA, 1921 nt
Organism: Cucurbita maxima (winter squash)
Lineage: Eukaryota; Viridiplantae; Streptophyta; Magnoliopsida; Cucurbitales; Cucurbitaceae
Product: protein S-acyltransferase 18-like
Exons: 9
Coding region: 89-1738 (549 amino acids)
Biological process (GO): protein targeting to membrane; peptidyl-L-cysteine S-palmitoylation
Cellular component (GO): endoplasmic reticulum; Golgi apparatus
Molecular function (GO): protein-cysteine S-palmitoyltransferase activity
Source: RefSeq, a predicted model, not a curated record
GUGCCGUUAAAAUUCAAACUUGGACACGUGACAUUUGACCGUUGGAGGCAAGACGGAAAGAAGUGCCGGGACUUUGUCGCGGGCUUGUAUGAACGCCACCUUCCUCCUUCAUACUCACUCUCAACUCUCGCCCAUUCUUCAGACAAACAUCAUGAGACGCCAUGGCUGGCAGCGCCCUCUCCAUCCUUUACAGAUUGUAGCCAUCGCGAUUUACAACUUUCUAGUAAUGGCGUUCUACACUUUCUUGGGGCUUUUCCUUGGAAACAGAAUCGCCGAAAUUACAGUCACGACAAUUUUUUCGUUUGUGGUGCUUUCGGUCAUGUUUCUAUUCAUAAGGUGCACCGCUAUUGAUCCAACCGAUAAAACCUGCGUCCGAAACAAGAAGAAGAUGGAAUCAAAAUCCAAAUCCAAGAGUUUCUCUAGAAUUAAUUUUGGAUUAAUGCUCAGGCAAAUCGUUUUGAGGCGCUUUAGGAAUAUAGAAAGAAAGAUUCUCAAAACAUUCAUCCGGAGGAAGUAUCUGGAUCCAUGGAAGGUUGGCCCUCAAAUGGAGCCUUUGCUCCCUUAUCUUCUUGUAACGAAGGAUGAUGUGAUCACUCCUGAUCCCAAGGAGGAGGAGGAUGUAACAUUUUGCUCUCUCUGUAAUUUCGAGGUGAAGAGGCACAGCAAGCACUGCCGGACCUGCAAUCGUUGCGUUGAAGGAUUUGAUCACCAUUGCAGGUGGCUAAACAACUGUGUUGGAAAAAAGAACUAUACCACAUUCUUUCUUCUGAUGAUAUUCGUGUUGUUAAUGCUAGGAAUCCAAGGAGGAACGGCCAUUGCCAUAUUCGUACGGUGUUUUGCAGAUAAGAAAGGAAUGGAAAUGGAGCUGCAAAGAAGGUUCCACAGAGAUUUUCCAAGAGAAGCGCUUGCCACAAUUUCAGUUUUGCUUGUGUUGCUAACUGCUUAUGGUUCAGCAGCACUUGGACAACUAUUUUUCUUUCACCUAGUUCUCAUACAAAAGGGAAUGAGAACAUAUGAUUACAUACUGGCCAUGAAAGAGGAGAGCCAAUCUAUUAUUGAAGAUCCAUUUGAUGAAGACUACUCGGAUUUCUCUUCAGACGAUGAUUUCGAUUCGCCCGAGAAAACGCCAACUUCGGUGUCACGUUUUGGCUUGUGCCAAGGAGGACGAGUCAAAGAGGACUCAACAAGAUUGUCCAUAAAAAUAGAUGCAAAUCCCCAGACUCCAUCCACUGGAAAACAAGGCCUUCGUAUCAGUAUCAAUCCAUGGAAAUUGAUAACUCUGAGCAGAGACAAGGCUCUCGCAGCAGCUGAGAAAGCCAAGGAAAAGCUUGAGAAAUCCAAACAGGACUACCUGAAGCCCCUGCCACUAGAGACCAAAUCUGGCCUACUGACAGAUACUAUUACUACUAGUACUGGUAAUUGUGAUGAUAUAGAUGGAAGGGGGAGCUGGGGGAAUGCAAAGAGUUCAUGUGAUGGGGUGCUGCCCAAGGCUAAGGGGAAGGUCCCUUCUGGUUCCCCGGAAAGUUUUUCGAGCCCAAGGAGACGUAGCUCAAGCUCCCUUAACACGGUCCCAGCCUCGGUCGCUUUGGCGGCAUCCAUAUCCCCAAAGCACAACAAGUACAGAAGAAAUUUUGACCUGAAGUUGACACAAGUGUCCAAAGAGCUCGAGACCUACAUUUCAAGACAGGUUUUAUGCUCAAUUAUUAAGAAGGAAGAGAGCAUGGCCUCCCCAAGAUAGUGUUGUUUCGACCGAUAGAUAUGUAUAGAAAGUUCUUUCAAUAUCUUCUCCUUUCGAGUGUGCUCGGUCGUGGUAGCUAUUUUUGAACUCUUCUUCCCAAAGAGAUCUUGCUCAGCAUCAUCUUUGCUUAAGUGAUUGAUUCAAAUUCUUACUAUUUACUUGACCAGCACUAGCUUUGAUAGA